CUAAUGUUUAGAAUUACUAAAAGUUAACUUUGUAUAGUUGCGGAUGUUUCAUUAUCUUUGAUAGCUUCCACAUUGGUCAUCAUUCGCAUUAACGGGAUUAUAAAAGUGAACUAGAUAUGUCUGACCAAAAUUUAGCACCAAACGAAAAGGAGUAUGUAAUUGCACAAACGUCUGAUACAUCGAACGGGACAGCAUCAAAGAGUCCAUCAAUAGGACCGUCUAUUCAGUCAGAGAUUAUUGAAACACCUCUACCUUCUAUUGAAGAUGUGGUUCUUAUCGAUCCAGAUUGCUUGGAAUUAGACCUGAAUCACCAUCGUAUUGAUAAGCUUGAAAAUUUCGAGCCACUAACACGCGUGGAGCGAAUUUGUCUUCGAUGGAAUCUUAUAAAGAAAAUAGAAAAUCUCUCCACUUUGACAACACUCUUGGAAUUAGAACUGUAUGAUAAUCAAAUCACAAAAAUUGAAAAUCUUGAAGCGCUGGUUAAUCUUGAAGAGUUAGAUUUGAGCUUCAAUCGCAUAAUGAAAAUUGAAAAUUUGGACCAGUUAAUUAAAUUGGAAAAACUGUAUUUAUGUGCGAACAAGAUUCCAGUUAUAGAAAACUUAAGCAUGCUGAGUAAUUUGACUAUGUUAGAAUUGGGUGAUAACAAAAUUCGUAAAAUCCAAAAUAUUGAAAUGCUCACAAAUCUUCGAAAGCUCUAUCUUGGCAGGAAUAAGAUCGUAAAAAUUGAAAAUCUGGACACCUUGGUCAAUUUGGAGUGCUUAAGUCUGCAAGCGAAUCGCAUAGUUAAAAUAGAAAAUUUGGAGAAAUUAGUUAAUUUAACUGAACUUUAUUUAUCUGAGAAUGGUAUUGAGACGAUUGAGAAUUUGGAUGAGAAUAGAAAACUCGAAACGUUGGAUGUUGCCAAAAAUAGAUUAAAAUCUAUUAACAACAUUGGGUAUUUGAAAGAAUUGGAAGAGUUGUGGAUGAAUGAUAAUGAGGUUUCAGACUGGAAUAAUGUUGAAAUUCUUAAAGAAAACAAACAACUUAAAACUGUUUACUUGGAACACAAUCCUGUUGCCGAAGAUAAGAUGUAUCGCUUCAAAUUACGCUCCAUUUUACCAUGGCUUGAGAAGAUAGACGCCACCCUUUGUCGAUAAAAAUUAACUUAUGGUAAUGAAAUAUGUAUGUAUGUACAUAAUGUUUGUUUGCUGCAAGACUGUUAUGACUCAAAUUAGGUUCUCAUGUAGAUAUAUAUUUUUUAUCUUAUGGCAAAUUAAUAAAGUUAUGCAAUAUACACCUAAUUAUUAGGUAAUUUUCAUAACAAGCCAUACAAAGGAAGUUGGAUCAUUUCGGCUUAUUGAUUUAUGAUGGUCUUGCUUCAAAUAAACUAUAUGUAGUUUUUUAAAUAUGGUCUUAUGCAAAAAGCAUAAAAUUUCUGAAUUGUUUUCAUUUGUAAUAAUUAAAGAAAAAACAUUGUGACUUUACCAUGUGGAUGUGUAUGUUCGUGACAGAGUUUCAGACAGAGCGGUUACACACAUACAUACACAGGUGCAUUUAUGAAAUAAAUUACUUGCUAUAUCAAAUACAUAAAUAUUUGUUAAGCUAUAAUUAACAUUUUAAUAAAACGAAUUUCACAAUGUA
Molecule: messenger RNA, 1620 nt
Organism: Anastrepha ludens (Mexican fruit fly)
Lineage: Eukaryota; Metazoa; Arthropoda; Insecta; Diptera; Tephritidae
Gene: sds22
Product: protein phosphatase 1 regulatory subunit 7
Exons: 2
Coding region: 117-1136 (339 amino acids)
Molecular function (GO): protein binding
Source: RefSeq, a predicted model, not a curated record